AUGCAACAAUUGCCGCCUCCUUGGUAUAACAGUGGUCGACGCGAAUACACAUCCCUCGGUUUCGACCACAUCCCCCAUACAAAGGGAAUCGACAGGACUUUACACAUAAAAAGGUCCCAAGAGAACCGGUCUGUAGGGGAGAAGAUCCCCCCUCCUUAUCCGAAUGGUUGGUAUGAAUUGAUUGAGAGUCGGGACCUGAAGAUAGGGGGAGUCGCUUCGAUUGAUGCAUUGGGGCAAAACUUCUGUAUCUAUCGUGGAGAAGACGGUGUUGCAAGGAUAGUAGACGCGUAUUGCCCCCACUUAGGGGCAAGCUUCGGGUCUGGUGGGGCAGUCAGGGGCAACUGUAUAGAAUGCCCCUUUCACUUGUGGAGGUUCGGGGAAAAUGGAGAAUGCACUUAUAUACCUGAUACGAAGACUAUACCAAAAGUGACACUAAAAACCUGGCAUUCAAUGGAAUUAGAUGGUGGCGUUUGGGUCUGGUAUGAUAUAGAGGGUCGACCCCCACAGUGGACCGUCCCUGAAGUAGAUAAGAUUAAAUCUUGGGGGUUAAGGGGCAGGAAUGAGUUCAUUGUUGGCACCCAUAUACGGGAUAUUCCAGAAAACGCAGCAGACGCUUCUCACCUUCAUACAGUGCAUGGUUUAUCAUUAUUGACCAACUUGGGAAAAGAGUACCCGUUUCUUAAUGAUAUUAUUGGCUUCCACUAUUGGAAGACAAGUUGGACAAAAACAGACGACUGGCACAUCGCGAAACUAACCAUAGACCAAAAGUAUCUGAUUAUGAAAAUGAAUUUAUUCCCUUUGUCUGGUAUUGUGGAACAGAUCGGUCCAGCCCAUGUCCGUUUAUCUUUCGAUACAUUACUAUUUGGUCCAUUUUUCAUAGUACAAUCUAUAACUCCUUUAGGGCCAAUGUUACAAAAAAUUAUACAUAGAGUUUAUUCUCCAACUUGGAAUGCUGUUCUUAUUAGCCCUAUGGCGUUGAUUGAAGCUAAACAGUUCGACCGUGACGUUAAAAUCUGGAACAACAAGAAGCAUAUUCAUUCCCCACCAUACGUACGUGCGGACAAGGCAAUUCGAGCCUUCCGCGAUUGGUAUUCGCAGUUCUAUAGCGAACAUAGUGUUACUAUGCGAGAUGCUUUAACACCAAAAUACGAUUGGUGAUUUACA
Colias croceus (clouded yellow) is the source of this 1164-nucleotide messenger RNA. RefSeq names its product cholesterol 7-desaturase nvd-like. The record is from RefSeq and is a predicted model, not a curated record. Bases 1 to 1158 code for a protein of 385 amino acids. The transcript is spliced from 8 exons. Gene Ontology annotation, biological process: cholesterol metabolic process; chlorophyll biosynthetic process. NCBI's taxonomy places the organism in Eukaryota, Metazoa, Arthropoda, Insecta, Lepidoptera, Pieridae. Gene Ontology annotation, molecular function: 2 iron, 2 sulfur cluster binding; chlorophyllide a oxygenase activity. Gene Ontology annotation, cellular component: chloroplast.